Molecule: messenger RNA, 1943 nt
Organism: Triticum aestivum (bread wheat)
Lineage: Eukaryota; Viridiplantae; Streptophyta; Magnoliopsida; Poales; Poaceae
Exons: 3
Coding region: 122-1867 (581 amino acids)
Source: RefSeq, a predicted model, not a curated record
CCCGAUCGAAAUAAACUGAUAGGUCACAGGUGCGACCGUGGACUUGUGUGUUCGAUCGAACAAGCCGGCCGCUAGUUGCUUCGUACAAAUAGCGGCGGCCGGUGGGUCGAUCUUGUCCGAGAUGGACUCCGGGAAAGAUCAAACUGAUGAGUUAUCGACGCUGAUAGAGGACAUCAUCUCGCUGGAGAGGGAGCGCAAAGACUUGCUUGGGUCCCUUACUCCCACGAUUUCUCGCUGGGAGGAUAUCCUCUCUGGAACAACAACAUGGAAGGGAUUCAUGGCCGACAACACAAUGCCCGUCCCUGUACACAAGAAGAAGACGGACUCGCCGCAGGUUAGAGACGACGAGAAACAACUCGUCGAUUCCAUCCUCCAAGACACGGAGGACCUGGGCCACCGGCUGCUAUCCAUGUCACAAUAUCUCUGGAUUUCCCAUGCCCGCGUCUCCUUGUACACGGCCGAUGAGCUGGUUUCCACAACAUCCAGAUUAAAGAAAAUCUCCAAGGAUUUCUACAAGGCUACCGAGGAGGCGGCAGAGGAGAAGAGGAAGGAAGAUAAGGAGGAGAGGGAUAGGAUGAGGAACAAGGAUGCAGCGAGGGAUCAGAUGAUGCUGACCAACGAAUUCUUGCGUCUCUCCUCCAGUGUCCUCGCUAGACCCAGCCUUUACAAGAAUGAGUUGGCGAUGAUGUUUACGGUGGAGGAUGAGGAGGAGUAUGAGAGGGUGAUGGAGGCGGAGAGGGAGUUGGAGAGGCAGAGGGAGAACUGCAAGCGGCGGAGAAGAAAGAAGCGGAGGCCGCGGAUUGUUUUGCAGAAGGACCUGCAGAUUGUGGAGGAGAAGCACAGUGUCAAGCAGGAAACCAAAUCCCCAACGGAGCAACUCAAAGAGUGGAUGGAUGAUGAGCUGGAAUUUUUCGCAGGCCACCGUAGCAUCUGGGAACGCUCUGAUGGCAGCAUGUCCGGACGGUGCGGCGGCUUCGAAGAUAAAACCACAUUGAGUCCUAUGCAGUUUACGCACUGCAUACCCGGUAUCAUCCCGCCCCGUGCCGCUGUCACUGGGAGCACAUUGCAGAUCUACUCCUUCAAAAUUGUUGAACUAAGUGAUGACCUCAAAUGGCCACUCAGGGUGUAUGGUGUGGUCGCUGCCCGAGACACCGUGGACCGCAACCGCAACCUUCUCUUCGCUCGGUCAAGGAUUAUGUGCCAAGUACUCACUCAAGAUGACUCUUAUCUGCGCUUGACUGGCCCUUCUCAUGCAAUUCUAGCUGUGGACUAUGUUGACUUUGAAGUCGAACUAAAAGUACGUGAUGGAGAUGAUGAGCUCAAUGAUACACAGUUGAUGUGUGCCAUCAACCGUUAUGAUGGCAACCGUUAUGAUGAAGCAGAUGACAACGGUGAGCACCGACCUUUACCGUUCGAUAGUCCCUUCUGUAGGGCAGAGUUGAGGUUUGAGAGGCUUCUUACAACGGUUCAAGCCACUAUUUUAUCCGUUCGUUUUAUUGGAGGGGAGUUUCCUUUCAAAUUCGGAGGCCAGGUUGCCUGUGUUAUUGAUGGCACACGUGAGAAGGUUGUUUUGUUUCAUUCCAUUGAAAAAAUUUCUAAAGAACAUGAAGUAGGUCUAGAUGGUUAUGUUCCUUUGUCAAGGAAUGUCGUUUCGGUAGAAAUUAGAGGAGGGUUGGAUGUUGUGGUAGAAGCCUACGGGCGUUCUGGCUCUACAUCUGGUCAUUUCUACUUCCCUUCCAAGUAUUGCAACACAAGUCAGGGUAGAUUUUUCGUCUGCGGUUCUGAGGUGGAGAUUACCGUUGCUUGGUCCCGGCUUGUGGGGGACAAGAUGGCGAUGUUGAUUGAGGGAUACACUACUCAGAUGUAGUGUGCUAUCUGCGAUCAGGAUGUGGUAUUUGUAUGUUGGCAAGUAGCAUGUAUCAGCUCCAUAUUAUGUUAUCCAA